Messenger RNA from Williopsis jadinii, 962 nucleotides. RefSeq names its product FMN adenylyltransferase (gene FAD1). NCBI's taxonomy places the organism in Eukaryota, Fungi, Ascomycota, Saccharomycetes, Phaffomycetales, Wickerhamomycetaceae. Gene Ontology annotation, biological process: FAD biosynthetic process. The coding region runs from base 348 to 878 and encodes 176 amino acids. The transcript has a single exon. Gene Ontology annotation, molecular function: FMN adenylyltransferase activity. The record is from RefSeq and is a predicted model, not a curated record.
GAAGCACACCAAUUAGAUGUACUUUUGGACUCUUUGGCUCGUCGUAUUGUCCAUUUGGUACUGUUCAAUGUCUUCAAACACCGGGUCGUUUGCGUCAAGAUGUGAGGAUUCGUUUGAGAGAGUUAGAGCGUUCUUGGAGCUGCCCGAGACGACCGAGCUGGUAGUACGGACACAGCGAAGAGUUGUUGAGAGCAUGGGCAUAUUUGACGAGAUGCUGGACAAGUACAGGUGAGUGUAGCAUUGGCACAGGGAGGUGGAGCGUGCGUUACUAACGGAAAGGAAGGCUGGACGAGGUUUCGCUCUCGUACAACGGUGGUAAGGACUGUCUUGUGAUGCUGGUGAUAUACAUGGCGUUGCUGUACAAGAAGCUGAGCAGGGAAGAGCUCGACUCGAUCGACAGGCUGAACACGGUGCUGGUGAACUACGAGCACUACUUCCCGGAGCUGACUGCCUUCAUCGAGUCGUCGUCGCAGACGUACGGGCUGAACCUGGAGCAAUACAACGAUACGAUGAAACACGGCUUCCAACGGUACCUGGAGCAGCAUGGCAACGUCAAGGCCAUCGUGGUGGGCACUCGCCGCACGGACCCAUACGGGUCCUCGCUGGCACCGUUCCAGCCGACAGACAGCGGGUGGCCUUCCUUCAUGAGAGUGCACCCUGUUCUGAACUGGCAAUACGACGAGAUUUGGUGCUUUCUCAGGCUCGCCAACGUUCCAUACUGCUCGCUGUACGACAUGGGCUAUACCUCGUUAGGAGGUGUUGAUACAACGGUGAAGAACCCCUGGCUCAAGACAGACGGUGGCGAGUACCGGCCAGCGUACGAGCUGGCCAACGGAGACGAGAGAGAGAGGGACGGACGGUUGCAACCGUCCCAGUAGCUGCCCAUUGUAUAGAAGCUUGAUGUAUAUAUAUAAUCCCCAUGAUGGUUAUGAAGCCCGUGUGUUUGCACGAAUAUCUCCGGA